Molecule: messenger RNA, 600 nt
Organism: Pteropus alecto (black flying fox)
Lineage: Eukaryota; Metazoa; Chordata; Mammalia; Chiroptera; Pteropodidae
Product: olfactory receptor 5L1-like
Exons: 1
Coding region: 1-600 (199 amino acids)
Biological process (GO): sensory perception of smell; G protein-coupled receptor signaling pathway
Cellular component (GO): membrane
Molecular function (GO): odorant binding; olfactory receptor activity
Source: RefSeq, a predicted model, not a curated record
AUGGCCUAUGACCGCUUUGUGGCCAUCUGUAACCCACUGCUUUACUUGGUCACCAUGUCCAAGGAACUCUGUGUGAAGCUGGUGUCUGGCUGCUACCUCUGUGGGACUGUGUGUUCUCUGAUUCACUUGUGUUUAGCUCUUGAGAUCACCUCUUACAGUUCAAAUGUGAUGAACCACUUCUUUUGCGAUCUGCCCCCUCUCUUAUCUCUUGCUUGCUCUGAUGUCACUCUGAAUGAACUGAUGCUAUACAUUGUGGCCACUUUCAAUGAGCUCAUCACCAUCGUGAUCAUCCUCACCUCCUACUUGUUUAUUCUCAUCACCAUCCUGAGGAUGCGCUCCGCGGAGGGGAGGCGCAAAGCCUUUUCCACCUGUGCCUCCCACCUCACAGCCAUUCUUGUCUUCCACGGAACAAUCCUUUUCAUUUAUUGCCGGCCCACUUCUGGCAACAGUGCCGAUACAGACAAGGUGGCCACAGUGUUCUACACUGUGGUGAUCCCCAUGCUGAACCCCUUGAUCUACAGCUUGAGGAACAAGGAUGUGAAGGAGGCUCUAAGAAAGGUGUUGAGCUCCAGAAUAUUUUCGCAGAGAAUGUUUUCUUAG